UUUAUUAAUAAAACUAGCUUAGUUUGGUAAAAUCAGCAAAGUAAAGAUCCCCCAAAAACAUAGUUAUAACUAAUAAAAUUCUUUAAUAUCUAAAGAGUGAAAAUAUAGAGUUAAGUUACAGGUCUCCCAUGACUUUUUGACUCCAGACUUUGUGAAACUGCCCGAACUACACUCAUUUUGGGAGCUUUUCCGCUGACACACGUAAUCGAAUCUAGGUCAGAACUCCGUCACUCAUUCGCAUUUCCCUUUUCGCAACAUUCCAGCCAUCAAGUUAAUUGGCGGACGACCAAAUGGAGCCCCCAGCACCAUUAUUAUAUGCUCAACCACGCCUCUCAUAUUCUCAUAUUUCCCCAGCCCACGAUUCGUGCUCGAUUUUAGUGUUUCGGAACUGCGUCAAUAUUUGAUAUAGUUUUGCAUGCGAUUUUCGAAACGUCGCUGCGAUGUCUGCAAGUCAAUUAGACCAAUUAAAUAAUUUUUCAAUUGAUGUGGAUGUGGAUGUAGAUGUAGAUGUGGUAGGGAAUGCUGGUGCUUCAGCCAUCCUGACGGACAGUAUGUCCCGUCCUGUCUGUCCAGGACAUGCAAAUCGACCGCAGGACCUGCGGUUGCUCCGUACGUUGCCUCCGUAUCUCCCGGUUUCUCCACAAGACUACGACUAUACUAUGGGGAAUAUCGAUUGCCCAACCGAACAGCACUUUUCGAGUUCGUCGCGAUUGUUUUGCUUUGGUCGGUUCCUUUAUUGAAAGCGGCGCUUUCUCAUUUACCUAUGAAUAUGGCACAGUGGUUCGAGAUUUAUUAUAUGGCACAGCUAUGGCUUUCGAUUAUUUUCGAGAACCAAUUAAAAUACACAUCCUUCACUGCAAUUUCCAAAACCUUUUGCUUUGCGUUGACCCACUUUGAAGGAAAAGCCACCUGCGUCCCACUGUGCAGUGGUAGGUGAACGCUUGAACGUUCUCCAUUUGGUGGUGGCUAUUUGGUUGGCGGGUGCUUCGUGGACUCCUUCGAUGGGGCAGAGGUGUUGGAUGGGGUGGAGUGCUUGCCCGUUGGCAUGGUGCACGCGAAAAAGCCAAACGAAACGUAAAUUUUCCAGGCAAACCAUCUCGCUGCCUUCGAGGAGUCCAUCGAGAACUGUUGGUCGCGGUGGUCGAGCGUUGCACAUUUUUCAAUAUUACCAAAUUGGAGUAUUACGUUCUAGGAUGAGUUUGCUAUUGCGGCGACGUUCGCGCAGCGAGACACGUCCUCAGGCGAAUCCGGUGGAGAAGACCAAACAGCCGGACUCGGAUAAGUUGGACAAGCAGCAGCAGCAGGCGAAUCACCACCAGAUGCGCCACCACCAGCCGCAUGCCAGUGAACAGAAUCUGAACAAACUGGGCCUGGUUUCCAGUGGCUCCAGUGGCAAUGGAAUGGGCAGACGCAAGACAUCCGCGGAACUCAUAAGCGAGGCCAAGAUGUUCCUGGGCGAAUCGGUAAACGCUGUUCCACUGAUGGCCACCGGUGGUGCUCGCUUGGUUAGCACUCGACGACCUAUUACGCCCCGCGAAUCCGGACGAGUUUUGUACGGCAAAGUUGCCCUGGCUGGACGUCCACCAAGUGCCUUUUCCAUGCGGUAUCUGCAGAACGAGAAACCAUCAACGCCCCGCCAGUUGCCGGCUCUAUCUGGUUCUGGUCCCGCCACACCCAUGCCCACCCGGAAUGGAGCUCUGCUCUGUCAAUCCAGCACAGAAACGCUGAUCGAACUGCUCAAGCAGCACAGUGGUCUCAAGGAUUGCAGCGACGAGACAGUGCAGCACAUUAAUGCGAUCCUCCAGGAGCUUUAUACCCGUGUCAGAAAGCAGGAGCGCAACUACAAGCGUGGCUUCAUCCUAGGCGGACUCUAUGGUUUGGUGGAGUGCAGUUCGCCACGCGUUCUUUUGGCUGUGGCUCGCGUAGUUUUGGCUCUUCGGGUGACGGGCAGCAAUCUCACGGGUGCCUGCAAGCUGAUCUUCAAGGUGGCCAGGCAUGAGCAGCACGAUGCCCUGUUCCACGAACACGACGUGUUGGAAUUGCUCAUUGAUGGUUUGGGACACGCCUCGCCACUGGAUGAGCCGGAGGCUUGCAUUUAUGCCUAUGGUUGCAUACGUUUUCUAACCGCCAGCAGUGCCCAGGAGCGGGAUGAUGCCCUCAACCGCAAUUGGAUUGGGCUGGAGAGCUCCGGCGAGAGUCACUCGCUGCCCAUUCCUGCUCCAAUGCCUCCGGCUCUGUCGGCCAUCUCGACUUCGCUUUGUCCCAGGAAAUUGACGGGUCAGCAAACGUUAGUGUCCCGCCUGGCUCGUCAUGGAGCCGUGGAGCUGAUGAUCUUGCACCUGCAGAUGUUGAAUGAGGCUGGGGCAACCAAACGGCUCCAGGGUCCGCCGCUGCACACACUCUAUCAACUGUCGGCGGCCAUGAGAGCUCUGGCAGAUGUUUCCCAGCAACAGCAGCGUUUGCAGCUUCAAUUGCAACUGGCAUGUCCACAUCUCAUCCGAGCGGCCGAGGUAUCAAUGGGCGAAAUGGAGGUCCAGGCCAAUGUGGUGCGCACUCUCAGUGUGCUUUCGGAGGACUCGGAUUGCUGUGAAACGCUGCACAACUAUGCUGCCAGGAUUGGCCUGCUCCUGGGUCCCUCGUGCGCCGGCGGUGGGCAGUGCAGUGAACGUCUCCUGGCGGUUCUAAGUCGUUUGGGCUACAUGCUGGGCAAUAUACUGGCCAAACACGAAACUGCACGCAUACAGUACUUUCACAACGAUGUGGCCAUGGAGUAUCUUCUGAAUAUUUUGGAACAGCUGAACGAACGCUCACCCAGCAGUGUGGCUCAUUUGGAUGCUCAAAUCAAGUUGAUACGAGUUGUGGCCAAUAUGAGUGUGAAUCCCGAGGUGGGCGCCGGUUUGGGAAAUGUCCGUUCUUUGGGCGCUGUGCUGCUGAAGCUUUUGAGCAAGACCAGCGAGGAGUUGACCAAGAAGAAGUCGCCGGAACAGCAGGAACUUUUGCAUGCCACCUUGGGAGCCCUGCACAAUCUGUGUUUCUACCAGGACAAACAGGCAGCUGUGCAGCCUUUGGCCAAGGGAUCUCUGCAGAGUCUUAUUGACGACUUGUCCGCCUCGUUGGCCAAAGUGUUGGGCAACUGCCAGACGUCGGUGACCAAAGUGGAGUUGGCCCGUGUGCUGGGUAACCUGACGAGGAACGAGCAGGCACGUCGUUGUUUCUGUGCCGCCGGAGGAUUGCCAUUGAUGGUGCAGCAACUGACGAAACAGGCAGCUGGCCAGGAUUAUGAGCUGCGCACCUGUGCCAUUGGUGUCCUGGUGAACCUUUUGGGCGAUGGCGAACAGCGAGGUCCUUUUCUGCAACUGCGAGGAGCCGAACUGCUGUCGCUACUCCUGCGUGGAUCCCUCGAGCAGGAGGACUGGUUUCUGGCCAACAUUGUUUGCCAGGCCCUCUGGAAUCUUCUCAUCGACGGCCAUUGUGCGGCUAAUCUCUGCCAAAGCGGUCAUAUACUCGAUGAAGUUAGUGAUCUGCUGGCCGAUUAUCUCGAUGAGGAUCGAUUAUCACCCGGCGAUGACGAUAACGACAACGAUGAGGAUGAUCCUGAGCGGGAAUCGGAGAAUUUGGAUGUAACUGAAACGGAUCCAGAAGCGCACGAUGCCUUGUGGGAGGAUUUCGCACUGGUGGCCACCGAUCUGCUCGAACGCAUCCAAAACAACUUCGAUAGGCAGCAGCAAUCGCAGGCAUUGUUACCCCAAAAUGCCGACAACGAAGAUGAUAACGAUGUAUUUAUCGAAGAAAUGUAGUUGCAGUUCGUUUGAUAGUCUAUAGUGUUUCUAUGUGGUUUGCAUUAUUAUUCGAUAAAUAUCUUAAAACAAUUUAUCAAAGCCAAUAAAAAAUGUUUCGAAAUUAAAGAUUUCCCUGGGAUUA
This is a messenger RNA of Drosophila yakuba, 3921 nucleotides long. RefSeq names its product armadillo repeat-containing protein 2. Gene Ontology annotation, molecular function: protein binding. The transcript has 7 exons. The record is from RefSeq and is a predicted model, not a curated record. The coding region runs from base 1002 to 3797 and encodes 931 amino acids. Gene Ontology annotation, biological process: cilium organization. Lineage: Eukaryota; Metazoa; Arthropoda; Insecta; Diptera; Drosophilidae.